Temnothorax curvispinosus is the source of this 3160-nucleotide messenger RNA. RefSeq names its product zinc finger and BTB domain-containing protein 17-like. Gene Ontology annotation, molecular function: RNA polymerase II cis-regulatory region sequence-specific DNA binding; DNA-binding transcription factor activity. Gene Ontology annotation, biological process: regulation of transcription by RNA polymerase II. The record is from RefSeq and is a predicted model, not a curated record. Bases 609 to 2744 code for a protein of 711 amino acids. The transcript is spliced from 7 exons. NCBI's taxonomy places the organism in Eukaryota, Metazoa, Arthropoda, Insecta, Hymenoptera, Formicidae.
CGCUCGACGCGCCCGGACAGUGCGGGACGCGAGUCACGCGAGAAAUCGCGAGGCGGCCGUGUUUCGGACGCGUCGAUCGACGUUGCACCUCGUGCCUCGUGCCCUCGUGGCUCGUGGCGCGACACGCGACCUUCGCCUCGCGCGAUGUCCCUCAGAUGUUUCGCGUUCGCGCCUUCCUGCGCCCACCGCCUCCCGCCCUCGACCCCAAGCCCAAGGCGCGACUUUGGCCUGCGAGCAGGAAUUCGCGCACAAGUAUCCGUCGGCACGUAGGACGCGCGACUUUUCCUUAGCAUCGGUCAACACGUCCCUCGCCGGAAUGUAUAUGAUGAUGCGUCAACAUGGUUCCACCGGUUUUCGCGCCGGAUAAGCCGGAUUUGUUUAGCCCCUGGCACAUUAUUAACUUUUCCGUCGCGGAGGAACUGGAGCUGAAAAACGCUACCGGGAGAGGCAGCUACCAGUGCGCAUAGUGCGGCGGUUAAUGGCAGUGAGGAUAUACGUGUCUAAUUAAAAAACCAUUCAGAGUUAAUUACGGAUUUGAGAUUUCUUAAAUUUAAUUCAUGAGUUGAGUCGAGAAUAAAAAGUUUCUGUUACAUAAUCUUUAUUUAAAGAUGGAGUUGUCGUCGGAAAUAUUGGAGAGCUUAGUUAUGGAUAACAAGGAUGUUAUGGAGGUAUUGAAAGAUGGAAAUGUUACGGAAGAGAACAUUAUAUUCGAAUCUGAAGUAACCGCCGAAGAUUCUGAGGAGGCAGAAAUAGAAGAGAUCAUAGAAAUAAUUGAAGAAGUCGAGGAGGAAGGUGAAGAGACACCACCGGAUGGUAAUGCCUCGGAUAAGGACAAGUUGGCGGAUGCGCAGGACAGUGAAACGCGUGAAAAGACAAAGAGAAAUGACAAGGCGACUAGUAAAAACAUGGAACUUUAUGGCUUCGACGAGGAGAACUCGAUGUUUACUUCGCACGUGGAAAAGGAACCCGUCAAAAAUGUAAAAAGUAGUACGCAGAAAACCACUAAGAAGCAAGUUAUAAACUAUGACGUUGAUGAGGAUUGGGAGGAUGAGGAGCUGGAACGCGUGGAUGGGUUGGACAAUAAUUUCGAAAUGACGGAUAAUCGCGCGAGCUCUUUGCGGACGCAGGCUGACAAGAAGCAUGUAAAUAAUCAAACUAUCCUGUUGCCAUCAAACAGAUUAGAUUUAAAGAUCCAUGUGGAUUCUACGGGAAAAGUGGACAAAUCUCGAAUGGAUGGAAAUAAAGUAAACAAUAUCGAGGACGAUAGUGAGUCGACUCAAGAGAUAGUGAAAAAUACAGAGAAUAAUCUGUUGUACACGGUGCUUGGAACAAAGAAGCCAGAUGCUACCGUUAAGCAGCAGCAAGAAAAGCUCAAUGAUCACUACGUCAAAAUGGAACGACUUGAAGCAAAUACCAUACCGGUUGAGGGUACCAUUUACUACGAAGGCGACAACAUGGAGACACUGUACGUAGCGCAAGCUAUCGACGACAAUGAACAAUAUCAAUAUGAUAACACAACGAUGGAGCAAGAUGAGCAAAUGUCUUGGGAGGUGCCGAAUUCCGAGACCAAUCAAAAUCAAGAAGAAGACAGUUCUCAAGAUCAAAUAUUUUUGCACGAGGACGAAGACGGUCAAUUAUACUUCAAGGAUGCUAGCGGAACUCUGCAACCGGUAUAUUUAACCGAGGACGGAAAUUACGCGAUUGCUGAAAGCAGCGACGACAAUACCAAUAAAGAAUCGCAAUCUAAAUUACAUCAGAACAGCAGCACGGUCGAAGAGGAGUCUUUUAUUUUACCUGAUAUAGAUUCAAAGUCUGUUUCUAAUAAACAGACUACAAGUACGGUGUCGUCGUCGCUUCAAGAUUUUGACAAUGAAGACAAUACUGUGACUAUAUCCCUGAUAAUAUCAGAGGAUGAGAAUGGACAAAAGAGAACUCAAGUCAUUAUACCAACAACAGACAAUUUGAAGUGCGACAUCUGUAAUAAAAGCUUUAAAACAUCUUUCCAAUUACUGAGGCAUAAUAGACUAAAGCACGCUCGUGAAGAGGAUAUAACUACGAGAAACUUUCCUUGCGAUUCGUGUCCUAAAAGGUAUCCAGAUCAGGGUUCGCUCGCCCGCCAUCGAAAGACUCACACCGGUGAUCGACCGUUCCAGUGCUUGGAAUGCCACAAAAAUUUCCCUACAUCCACGGCGCUACGUCGUCACUUGACACUACACAAUUCCCAAUCGCGACCGCUUCCUUGCAUUUACUGCGGUCGACGGUUUAUGGAUAAGACCAGUCUGGCGAAACACGAGGAGUCGCAUAUGCCUAACGAACAACGCAAGUACACGUGUGAUAUAUGCCAGAAGACCUUCCACCACAUAACCGACCUGAGUAUGCACAAGAAGCAUCACGAUCCCGACAAGAAGUUCGAUUGCGAAGUAUGCGGUCGUGAGUUCAACAGAUUGAACAAUCUGCAGAGACACAUGCUGGUACAUCAACAACAACAGGGAGGAAAUGAGGAGAUACUUUCCUGCGACGUGUGCGGAAUUACGUAUAAAUUCAUGAGCUCAUUAACGAGGCACAUGGUGACCACACAUAUGAAUCCCGAGAAACUGCGACAGCAGGCGGAGGAGCAACGGAGAAAACGCGAGAACAACUAUCGGAAAUACCUAGAAAACCGAAAGAUGUACGAAACUCAGAAUUAUGGUACAAAGCGUUCAAAAUACAAUUUACUCACCGGAGAUAACGACGAAACAGCCUGACUUAAAUUUUCCUGUAGUUUCUUGGCAGUUUCGUAAAAAUAUAAUACGAUUGUACGUUCUGUGAGAAUAAUAACGUAUAUAUUAGUAAUAUCUUUGUAUCAUUGGUAAGACAUGCAUUUAAUUUAAUAAGUAUAUCAGCAACAUAUAUAACUACGAUGAGCACGUGUAAGUGUCUUGCGUGGACAUUUAUACAUAUUUAAUUAUAUUACAUUAUGAACUAGUAUAUGAUGUGAUGAUGUACUAUAGCCAUUAAGUACAUAUACAUAUAUGUACACGUGUACACUCACACACAGAGAGGGAGGGGGGGGGGAGAGAGAAAGAAAAGAUACAAGUACCUACAUAAGAAUAAGAUUUCUUUAGUCUCUUGCAUGCACCAAAUGACUUAAAAAUAAAAUAGCAUCGUCUGUACACACGAA